Messenger RNA from Rattus norvegicus (Norway rat), 2166 nucleotides. RefSeq names its product Myb-related transcription factor, partner of profilin (gene Mypop). NCBI's taxonomy places the organism in Eukaryota, Metazoa, Chordata, Mammalia, Rodentia, Muridae. The record is from RefSeq and is marked validated. The coding region runs from base 389 to 1567 and encodes 392 amino acids. The transcript has 3 exons.
AUGCUACUGGGGGCGGGGCCCAGAGGGGGAGGGAGAGGUAGGGGGGAGGGAAGAGGCCGCAGAAGCCGAAGCCCUGACCCACCGGGAGGCAGGGGCUGCGGCGGCGCCGACUGUCCGUCCUCCCAGUACCCAUCAACUCCUCCGCGAGGCACUCUGCGGCCGCGUGAAGCACAAGAUGGGCACUGGGCGGGUGUCACCUACGAGGAAGCACCUCUGAUUGCACUCAGCACCUUGCCGCUCCCAUAGCCACUUUUGCACCGGAGACCAGAGGAGCCCGUGUCCGGGCGACACGGGGACACCGAGCCCCCGCCAGCGCUGUUCGCCCUUUGCCCGCAGAGCCGGCGCCCCCCAUGCGCCAGGCAGCCGAUCGGUGGCGUCUGGGGGCGCCAUGGCCUCGGCGACCGCGGCGGCGGCGCCGGGCGAAGCGGAGGAGACCACCCGGCUCCGCAAGCCGCGCUUCUCCUUCGAGGAGAACCAGAUCUUGAUCCGGGAGGUGCGCGCCCACUACCCUCAACUCUACGGCGCGCAGAGCCGUCGGGUGAGCGUGGCCGAGCGGCGGCGAGUGUGGGACAGCAUCGCCACCAAGAUCAACGGCAUCACCAGCUGGAAGCGCACCGGCCAGGAGGUUCAGAAGCGUUGGAACGACUUCAAGCGCCGCACCAAGGAGAAGCUGGCCCGCGUGCCGCAUUCCACGCAGGGCGCGGGGCCCGCCGCCGAGGACGCCUUCUCCGCGGAGGAGGAGACUAUUUUCGCCAUCCUGGGGCCGGGUGUGGCGGGGCCCGGGGCUGGCGCUGGGGCUGAGGAGUCCCCGGCAGCCGCCUCUUCACAGCCGCAGGCUUCAACCGCUAGUACACAACGGUAUGUGUUGUCAGAGGACCGCAGGCAGGAUCGACGGGCAGAUACACCAGCCCAGAGCAAGGGAGGCUCCAGCAGCCCAGAGUCCUGGGCCCGGCCCUCUUGCAACCCCCAGGAAGCCAAGGAGCGUGAGUCCCCGUCCCCUGCAGCCAUGCAGCCUGUCCAGCUGCCCCGCCUGGCCUUGUCUCCACCCCUCCCUGCCCCUCCACCGCCACCCACGGCGCUGGCCCAAGUGGCACCCUCAUCUCCUAGCCCAACUCCUCCUCGGCCCACCUCAGCCCCAGAACAGUCCCUGGACUUCCUGCGGGCUCAGCAGGAGACUGCCAAUGCCAUCAGGGAGCUGGCUGGCACCCUCCGGCAGGGACUGGCCAAACUGAGCGAGGCCCUCAGCGCCCUGUUACCCCUUCUGCCGGGAACCCCAGCUGACCCGCAGCCCCCGCCCCCGCCGCCACCUCCGCCGCCACCUCCCAAGCCAGUCCUCCCACCACCUGCCCCCAAGGUGGAGCUGGCCCCAGAGCCUGUGUCUGUGGUAGCUGCUGUUGUGGAUGGGGCUGUAGUGGCAGCUAGGGGAGUGAUCAUCUCCCCUAGGAGCGAGGAAGGGGUGCCCAAACCACCCCCAGUCGCACCACUUCCCCUCCACGACUCACCCCCUCACAAAAGGAGGAAAGGCUUCCCUACGCGAAAGAGGCGGGGCCGCUGGAAGUCUCCGUGAAAUCUAACCCUGUCCACGCUCCUGCCUGCAACCCUCUCCCUGCUUGGCACAGUCGAGGAGGAAGAUGCUCUUUGCCUAUCCCAGCUGCACCCUGGCUUCCUGCUCAAGGGAAGUGAGCACCCCACUUCCUGUGCUAGUUAGUGCCUGAUUCUCUGGGUGAGUCCCCGGGCGGACUCCCUCAGCCCCUUUCUCUGGUACAGUGGUGUCCGCCCGACUGCCUCCUGUAACCCCAUCUUCUAAGCCAUCAAUUUUAUGUUACUAUAUUGCCCUUUGUGGGGUGGGAGAGGGAUCUCCUGGCUCUGCGACUUGCCCCUUUGCCGAAUAGUUACUGUUCUUGACUUGAAGAGAAGCAACGUGUGGGGACCUCCCCACUGCCCCAGCCCAGACUUCUUCGGAAGGGUUGGAAGUUGCUAGACAAAUCAGAAUGUAGAAGGUGGAGGAUUCUGAGGAGGAGGCAGCAGAAUUCUGACUGGGGAGGUAUAGGUUGGGUCCUCUGCCUCCCACGGCUGCAAGGUGUGUCUGACCUCUGGAGCUCAGCCCCUCCCCCCUUUCUCUUCAGUGCUGACAAGAUGUCAAUAAACUUAUUUUCAUACAAUUAA